UUAUCAGUUCAGUUCUGGGGGCUCCCAUUCCCUCUAAUGGGCACCCACCACAACUUAGCGCCUCUCCCUCUCUCUUUCUCCUUCUAACACCCCCCCCCCCCCAAACCCCAAAUCCUUCCCCUCCACCACCGGUGGCUUAAACCCUAACCCUAACUCAAUGGCUUUAGCCGGCGGCUUUGCGAGCUCUAAGGCAAUCCAAAACGACGCCGUUGUGGCGGCGCCUCCAAAACCGUUGCCGUCUCCUUCUAUAAUCGAACGAUUUAGGGCGGCUUUAAAGGAGAGAGAGGAGGAACUUAGGGCUUCUUCUAUGCCGGUCGUCGACGACGAUGAUGAUGUUAUCGUGUUGCCCCCGACCAUGGACGAGAUUGUUAGGCUUUACGAGCUCUUUUUGUCCGAUUUAACUUUCAAUUCUAAGCCUGUCAUUACUGACCUCACCAUAAUUGCCGGCGAACAGAGAGAACACGGUCAAGGCAUCGCUGACGCCAUUUGUUCUCGCAUUCUCGAGGUCCCAGUAGAACAGAAACUACCCUCAUUAUACCUUCUGGAUAGUAUUGUAAAGAAUAUUGGCAGGGAUUAUGUCAGGCAUUUCUCUGCCCAUUUACCUGAGGUUUUCUGUGAGGCAUACAGGCAAGUGCACCCUAGCAUGCAUCCUGCAAUGCGCCACCUCUUCGGGACAUGGUCAACUGUGUUCCCAGCACCUGUCCUCCGCAAAAUUGAGACCCGCCUCCAGUUUUCCCAGCCCGGGCCCCAACAAUCUUCUGGCUUGACUUCAUCAAGAGCAUCUGAAUCACCGCGACCAACUCAUGGCAUUCAUGUAAAUCCAAAAUAUUUGGAAGCGAGGCGUCAGCUUGGGCACUCCACUAUUGAUUCAGUUAGAGUUGAAAAUCCUGCAGGCCAUAUAUCUUCAGAUCUAGAAGCUAAGCAAGUUUUGUCUACAGCUUCAAAGAAUGCAAGGUCAUCCUCUCCUUAUAGAGUGGGGCCCGCGAGGUCAUUGUCACCCACCCUUGAUGAGUUUGCAGUGGAUAAUUCUGCCAUAGGACUCAGAGAAGGGGCCUCACCAUCUCAUUCUGCACUUGAUUAUGGGCUUAACAGAGUAAGAGGUAGAGAUGAUGAGAGGAAUGAGUGGCAGAGAAUUUUGCCUGAUGAUGCCAAUCAGCAACCAGACAUUCCUGUUAAAUAUGGUCUGAACAAGGAUUAUGGUCUGAACAGGGAUUUUGAUCUUCAAGGACCUAGAGCUUUGAUUGAUGCUUAUGGAAUUGAUGAAAGGGAAAAAUUAGUCAAUCAGAGGCAACGAAAGAUGGGGAAUGCUGCUAUGAAUAGCUUAGGCGAAAGGGUAGCUGUAAAGACGUGGCAAAAUACUGAAGAGGAAGAAUUCAAUUGGGAAGAUAUGAGUCCAACUUUAGCAGAUCAGAGUCCUUUUAAUGAUUUGUCAACAUCUGUUCGUCAUCCUCAGGGUAUUAGGACGAGACCUGGCUUAGAUUCACAACAUGUUGUGCCUUUAGUGUCUGAUCCUAGAAGGAGCUGGUCUAAUCGAGGACAAUAUUCGUCAGUUCAUGAUUCUUCCUUGGAUGAUGUUCACUCGUCUGGUCGAGGGGCGAGAAAUAAAAUUACUGGAUAUUGCGAUGAGACAUCUCUGAUUUCAGGUUCGCCUUAUCUUCAAAAACUUCCAGAAAAUGUGCCACUGUUGCCUCAAAGACAUUUAAAGGUUGAAGGAAGUGGAAUAGUGACUGGUGAACCAAAGCAUCCUUUGAUUAGCAAUUUGGUUGCCGAUGGACAUACUUGGAGGCCGCCAUAUAUUCCGCCAAAAAUGAAUCCUACUUUUGAGUCUUCAGUUCAGGAUAUUCGGGCUGUUACUGGACGGGCCCCGAUUGUACCAUGGCCUCCCACAGAUGUGCAUAAUCCCCAAUCUUUGACUUCAAAACCUUUUGUUCUGCCUCAUCAACAUAUCAGAAGUCCCUUUGAAGUAAAGAAUGGUAGCAAUUCAGUUGCCAAUCAUAAUCUGGACAAGCCAGUUCUUCCUGGGCAACAGAUUGAUAAUUCGAAGAGCAACUCAUAUAUCAAGUUUCCGCAAUUUCCUAGUCAACAUCCUGCAUCAUUUUCUGCAAGUCUUCAAAACCCUGAACAAGUGGCUUCAGCAGAAUCUCAGCUAUUGUUUUCUCAGCGUAUGCAUCAGACUACGGUUCCAAGUGCCUCACUUCCAGCCUCGAACCAUUUUCUAUUACCGCCAAUUUAUGGAUACAAUCCACAGGGUCCUGGUUCUUCUGUAGGUACUCUGUUGCCCCUGCCAGUUUCAGGUCCGCAGGUGUCUCUGCCAUUGGUUAAUAUCCCAAAUACAUCUUCACAAUUCUCCUCAGGGGCCUUACCACCUUUGCCCAGAGGCCCACUUCCAAUGUCAUCUCAAUUCACGCCAACAUCCCAAAAUCUAGGUCAGGUUACUCCUAACCCUCCGGCAGGGGGCUUUUCAAGCUUGAUUAGCUCACUCAUGGCCCAAGGUUUGAUUUCGUUGACAAAUGAAGCUCCCCCACAGGAUUCUGUGGGCCUUGAUUUUAAUCCGGAUCUCCUUAAGGUUCGUCAUGAUUCUGCGGUAACUGCUUUAUAUGCUGAUCUUCCAAGACAGUGCACAACUUGUGGCCUACGGUUUAAAUGCCAAGAGGCUCACAGCAGUCACAUGGAUUGGCAUGUAACUAAGAACCGAGUAUCAAAAAAUCGCAAGCAGAAGUCUUCUCGUAAGUGGUUUGUGAGUGUCAAUAUGUGGUUUAGUGGUACGGAGGCUUUGGGAUCUGAUGCAGCUCCUGGAUUUCUACCCGCUGAGCAAGUUGUGGAAAAGAAGGAUGAUGAAGAAUUGGCCGUGCCUGCUGAUGAUGAGCAAAAUGUUUGUGCACUGUGUGGAGAGCCUUUUGAUGAUUUUUACAGUGACGAGACUGAAGAAUGGAUGUAUAAGGGGGCUGUCUAUAUGAAUGCACCAAGUGGGUCAACUGCUGGAAUGGAAAAGUCUCAGUUGGGUCCAAUUAUUCAUGCAAAAUGCAGGUCUGAAUCUAGUGCAACUCCACAUGAGGACUCCAGAAGAGUGGAUGAG
Molecule: messenger RNA, 3076 nt
Organism: Nicotiana tabacum (common tobacco)
Lineage: Eukaryota; Viridiplantae; Streptophyta; Magnoliopsida; Solanales; Solanaceae
Source: RefSeq, a predicted model, not a curated record